GAUUUUUUUCCUGCUGAUUCCCCUCAUGCCCGGCGUUGAGCGAGGUGGUGGUGAAGAUUGCGGUGGUGGUGGUCACGAAUGUUGAGGCGGCCGAGAGGACUGAACCUUGUGGUGGUGGUGGUUGGUGGUGGUGGUUGGUCAACACGAUCAACGUGGCGAGCGGUGAAGGUGGAGAAGAUUGACGCGGGUGGUGGCGCCGCAGCCGAUCUGAGGGGAGGGAAGGGUGAGCGGUGGUUGCGGGUGAAGGAGCUUCAUUGACGGCAGCUCUUACACCCACACCACCCACACCACACACACACACCACACACACACACCACACACACACCACACACACACACCACCAAACACCACCCACACCACACACCCACACCACAUAACACCACCACACACCACCACCCACACACCACCAAAACUACACCACACACCACUACACACCACCCACACCAUCCACCCACACCACCAAAACCACUCCACACACACCACCCACACCACACACCACCACACACACACCACCACACACCACACACCACCACACACCACUACACACCAUCCACCCACACCACCAAAACCACUCCACACACACCACCCACACCACACACCACCACACACACCACACACCACCACACACCACUACACACCACCCACACCCACCACACACCACCACACACCACCCACACCACACACCACCACACACCACCACACACCACACACCACCCACACCACACACCACCACACUCCACCGGCGGCAGGAGCGUACAAAUGUGGCCCGCGCUGGAGCCUCUGAGCCAGCAGCAGCUGCGCCGCCUGGAGCAGCACCGCUACAGCGCCACGGGGCGCUCCGUGCUGGAGGGCGGCCUGCACCCCUGGUGGUGCUGGCUCGUGUCCCGCACCCCGCUCUGGGUGGCGCCCAACCUCAUCACCGUGAGCGGCCUCGCGUGCAACGCCGCCACCACCCUGCUGCUCGCCGCCCUCUGCCCCACGGCCACCGAGGCGGCUCCCCGCUGGGUGUACUCGCUCUGCGCGCUCGGCCUCUUUAUCUAUCAGUCCCUGGACGCCAUCGACGGGAAGCAGGCCCGACGCACUGGCUCCUCCUCGCCACUCGGCGAGCUCUUCGACCACGGCUGCGAUGCCAUCUCCACCGUGCUCCUGGCGAUGGGUGUGGUGGUGACGCUGCGACUGGGCACCGACUGUGACCUCCUCUUCCUCCUCUUCUUCCUGGGCGUCUUCAUGUUCUACUGCGCCCAUUGGCAAACCUACGUCACCGGCACCAUGCGCUUCGGCAAGAUCGAUGUGACGGAGGUGCAGCUCGUCAUUGUGGGCAUCUUCCUCCUGGCGGCCGCUUGUGGGCCUGACGUGUGGGACCACCGUGUGCCCGUGCUGGACAUGCGUCUCAAGCUGGUGCCUGUGCUGCUCGAGGUGCUCGCCUCUGUCUUCACUUGCGUCACCAACUUCCGCAUUAUCUUCACCGGCGGCGUCGGCAAGAACGGCUCCACCAUCGCGGGCACCAGUGUGAUCUCGCCCGCGUUCCAUAUCGGCACCGUGGUCGUGCUGGCCGCCAUGAUCGCCAAGAAGUCUCCGUCGAGUCUUUUUGAGCGGAACCCGUGCCUCUACAUCCUCACGUUCGGCUGCGUGGCCGCCAAGAUCACCAACAAGCUCGUGGUGGCUCACAUGACACGCAGUGAGAUGUUCUUGCAAGACACGGCGUUCCUGGGGCCAGGCCUCCUCUUCCUGAACCAGUACUGCAACUGCUUUGUCGAUGAGUUUACGGUACUCUUGAUUGCACUGGUGUUGUCCAUGAGUGACCUGCUGUUCUACUGUGUUGCUGUUUGCCAUCAGAUUUCCACGCACCUUCGCAUCCACGUGUUCAAGAUCGCACCCCCCGUCGCACACACCUCCACUAAUCAGCACACACACCUCCACUAACCACCACUCACACUGACGUCACCACUCACACCUCCACUAACCACCACUCACACUGACGUCACCACUCACACCUCCUCUCACCACCUCUCACACUGACGUCACCACUCACCUCCACUAACCACCUCUCACACUGAUGUCAUCACUCACACCUCCACUAACCACCACUCACACUGACGUCACCACACACACCUCCACUAACCACCACACACACUGACAUCACCACUUACACGUCCACUAACCACCAUUUACAACUCCACCAUCCACCACUCACACCUCCACGAACCACCACUCACACUGACGUCACCACUCACACCGCCACUAACCACCACUCACACCUCCACUAACCACCACUCACACUGACGUCACCACUCACACCGCCACUAACCACCACUCACACCUCCACUCACCACCUCACACACUGACAUCACAACUCAUACCUCCACUAACCACCACUCACACCUCCACUCACCACCACACACACUGACAUCACCACUCAUACCUCCACUAACCACCACACACACUGACGUCACCACUCACACCUCCUCUCACCACCUCUCACACCUCCACGAACCACCACUCACACUGACGUCACCACUCAACUCCACCAUCCACCACUGACACCUCCACUAACCACCACUCACAACCACACACACUGACGUCACCACUCACACCUCCACCAACCACCACUCAACUCCACCAUCCACCACUGACACCUCCACUAACCACCACUCACACCUCCACUAACAACCUCUCACACCUCCACUCACCACCACACACACUAACGUCACCACUCACACCUCCACUAACCACCACUCACACGGACGUCACCACUCAACUCCACCAUCCACCACUGACACCUCCACUAACCACCACUCACACCUCCACUAACCACCACUCACACUGACGUCACCACUCAACUCCACCAUCCAACACUCAAACCUCUACCAACCACCACUCACAUCUCCACUAACCACCACUCACACCCGCAGCGUCGCUCACACUUGCAGCAUCAUUCACGAUCGCCUACAUCGUCAGUACACCCAUCACCCACACAGAGGUCAGACUGGGACCGAGUCUCAAGCCACUGAUCUUUGAAACCCGGUUUCCAGGAUCCAAGUCUCAAAACUGAUCCUGACAUCCAGUCUUCUGGAUCUAAGUCUGAAGACUCUGAUCCUGAAACCCGGUCUCCUGGAUCCAAGUCUCAAGAGCCUGAUCCUGAAACCCGGUCUCCUGGGGCUGAUCUCAAUCUAAACGAUGGUCUCCCUUUGAGCCGAGUUUCAAAGACAUUGAUUCCGAAAAACGCAGUUCCACUGUUGUCCUGAGUGAGUGUCAAAUCCAAUCCUGGAAACCCGCUCCCGAGAUGUCCAUUCCGAGUUGCCGGUUUCCUGCAAUGUUUACGUUUCAAAAAUGUGACACAACAAAAAGAAUCGUGGCAUUUAAGCUCCCUAGCGCCUGUUCUAAAUCAAGCCCACACGCUUUGGUUGUUCUGAAUGUAUUUUUUUUUCUUUAAUUCAUGUGAGUCCUCAUAUUCGUUCCAUGCCCGUGCUUGAACUGGACUCUUGCUUUAACAAGGGCACCGCUGUUAUUUUUUAUUGGGGGUGGCCUUGCUGUGCACGGUGUUUGUGCGGCUGAGGGCGAUGGGAUGGGGCAGGGUGGGUAGGGGAGUAAAGCUUCUAAACUUUUCCUAAACUCGCCAAUAAAACUCAACCAUUGGUGUGGCCUUAAUCUCAGCCCUUCGCAGAUAGAUCAUACAGCUAUCUCGGCGGCGGUCAUGGCUUGUAGUCUUUUUAAUCGUGCGGCGGUGGUUUCCAGGUGGCCUUCAUCCGCAGUAGAUAAGGGGACUUGCACAAAAGGAGGGGGUGCCACGGAGCGAGCGGGCAGAUGGGCACCCCCGUUGGCUCGCAUUGCCCGGGCGCAGAAUUCUUGGUUCCGGCUUGUGCGGGGUAGGGUGGGACCUCGUGUGUUCGAUUUGCCCCCGGGGGCAAGGGGGCGCGCGGAUGUGGACAAACAAAAGGUCGGAUGAGUGAACAUCCGUCAAUUUUAAGCUCGUCACGCGUCGCACAGUUAUUCGCUCAGUCGAAGGGGGAGAGGAGGCAGGGAGAGCGAGCGAUUCGGAAGGCGUGAUGAGGAGCCACGGGGCGAAGCUGGCAGGCAACCACGCGAUUUUUCCACCUCCACCAACUUAACUUAAUUACAUAAAUAAAGCGCUUUAAUCAAAGCACUGUGCAGUGAUUUAACAAAUUGCCCCAUGCGCUGCGAUCCUCCACAUAUCAAGGUGUUGUCGGCCAAUCAGUGUUUACAUGUGGGUGGAAACCCGGAAGCCCCCGAUGUGCAUGCGAGGGGGAAACGUAUCCCAGACGGACUGAACCGCGGUUUGAGUCCACACUGUUGUUGUUGUGCCGCCUAUUUCCUGGCGAGCCUAGAGUAUUGCAACCUCCCUCAACGCCCUCGAACGGGGAGGGAGUUUGUUCGUUGAACUUUUUUCGCACCCUACGUAGCCAAUCGUGCUAACCGGAGGUGCGGGAGAAGACAAACUAAACACAAGGCAGUUCUAAAGAAAUGAGUUUGUCGAUCUAGACGAUUUAAAUAAAAGUGCACAGCUCCCAGUGGCUUCCUUAAUGUCGGAAGGGAAGAGCGUUCCAGACGGCCGCCGAAGCAGCGCACCUGAAAGCGCCAUGCGACGCGGCGACCGUCUUUAAGCAUCCCGUCGCUACCUCCACAGUGCCGGAUCACGGAGUGCGCGCGUAGCCACCGGCGCCACCACCCCCUCCCCCCCCACCGCAGUCUGGCAGAAGGGGACGGUCGUGGGGUGCGGGCGCAAAAUGGGUUACUGCACAAACGGAAAUAAAGCGCACCACGCUGAUCUCA
Lethenteron reissneri (Far Eastern brook lamprey) is the source of this 4791-nucleotide messenger RNA. Its product is annotated as choline/ethanolaminephosphotransferase 1-like. Gene Ontology annotation, molecular function: diacylglycerol cholinephosphotransferase activity; ethanolaminephosphotransferase activity. Gene Ontology annotation, biological process: phosphatidylethanolamine biosynthetic process. NCBI's taxonomy places the organism in Eukaryota, Metazoa, Chordata, Hyperoartia, Petromyzontiformes, Petromyzontidae. Gene Ontology annotation, cellular component: Golgi apparatus; endoplasmic reticulum membrane. The record is from RefSeq and is a predicted model, not a curated record.